CUCAUUCCAUUUUCUUCCUCUCAUGAUUCGAGAAGAAAACAAAUCAUAAUUUUCUAAUUUCUUCUUCAUUCCAAUCGUUUUUUACCCAAAUUUACUCUUUGUUUCAAACCAGUGUUAAUAAUCGUGAUUAUCACCAUGGUUAAUUACGAUUAUUGGUAUAAAUUGUUCGAUACUGCCCUAGUCAAUCGUCGGAAUAAAACAGUGACCGGUAAAAAGUCAACUACUAAAUCCAAAUCAACUGUAACCUCACCAAUAGAAAAAUCUAAAUCCGUUGAAAAUGAAAAAUCGACGAAUCUUAAGUCCGUUGGUUCACCGACUUCAAUCGUAACACUAAUCACCAAUGUGCUGUCCAUUUGUGCGGUCAGUGGACUGCUGGUCACCUUGUUUUAUGUUGUCCCAUGGGAACAAUGGGUAUUCAGUGAAGAUGAACUCGAAAGAUUAUCGGCCGGAGAUGAUCUGGAAUACAGGAAUUACCUGGCGACUUCUGAACAACAGAUCGACGAAAUCAGCAUCCAUGAGGCUCCUUGUUACGAAAAGGCUUAUUGGAGAGAGAAGCGAUUGAAUGUACUUCCGGAACAAUGUGGGGUCAUGUUGACUGAUGCUCUUCUUCCGGAAGAUCAAGUUCUCAAAUUAAGAGCACUGGCAACCAAGUUAAUCGACAAAGUCGGCGAUACAAGUUACGCUAAUCGAGAAUCAAUUAAUCUCCAAUGGAUUAACCUUCACAAUCUGUACAAACGAAAUGCGACCAGAAAAGUCCUAAAAAAUUCGGAAUUUGACCUUAUUCGAAAUGCUUCAAUAGCCGCGAGGGAAGCUGUUUCGACGGCUUUUGGCCUUCCAACUAACCGAUUGUUUUUCAAUACGGUUUCACAAUUCACUCGAUAUCGACCUUUGGUCAAACAUAAUGAGUUUCGACACGUUGAUAAGGUCCGUUCACCGGCCUUGAUUGUUACCUCCAUCUUGUGGCUUUCAACGGCUAAUCUUGACUUUGGCGGUGGACACACUGAAUUCUUGAAUGGACCUGGACCUGAACCUUUCUCACCAGUUCUAAUUGAGCCUAAAAUAGGUCGUUUUGCCGCUUGGACUUCAGGCUUUGAGAAUCCUCAUGAAGUUACUGAACUUUUUUGGGGAAAUCGAUUGGCACUUAUCUUUGCUUUUACCGUUUCUAAUAAAUUAGGUUAUGAAUCAAUGGAAACACUUCGAGACUGGGCAAUCAACGCAACCCAAUCAGCUACUAAUGGUGGUUAUUAAAGUCACUUCAGUGCUCACAACACCAUCAAGAUCUCCAGAAUUAACUACAAUUAGCAGUUAAUCGUCACAAUUAACCAGCAAAUUUUCAACCCAUUUUCAUGUUCAUCAAACUAAUAGAUAAUUACAAGCAAUUGUUUGACUAUUUUGCCAUUUGUAUAGUCGUUGGUUGAAAUCACUUUUAUCAGAACUGAAAAUAUCGCCACAAUUUGUAUAUUAAAUGAAAUUGAUUCCUACGA
Messenger RNA from Panonychus citri (citrus red mite), 1484 nucleotides. RefSeq names its product 2-oxoglutarate and iron-dependent oxygenase domain-containing protein 3-like. Gene Ontology annotation, molecular function: oxidoreductase activity, acting on paired donors, with incorporation or reduction of molecular oxygen; L-ascorbic acid binding; iron ion binding. Bases 136 to 1248 code for a protein of 370 amino acids. Gene Ontology annotation, cellular component: membrane. The record is from RefSeq and is a predicted model, not a curated record. NCBI's taxonomy places the organism in Eukaryota, Metazoa, Arthropoda, Arachnida, Trombidiformes, Tetranychidae. The transcript is spliced from 3 exons.